Funneliformis geosporum is the source of this 313-nucleotide messenger RNA. NCBI's taxonomy places the organism in Eukaryota, Fungi, Glomeromycota, Glomeromycetes, Glomerales, Glomeraceae. The record is from the annotation of a GenBank genome assembly.
GAUAAAAAUCUUUUCUCUAUGCUGAGUAAUGCUCACCUGUUUGAUACGUUUACAGUCAAAUAUGAUCAGUUUCGCGCUGACCAUCCUACACAUCGCUCUACAAAAUCGAAUUCUCGAAUCAACUUCAUUUGGUCAUCGGGUGACAUGAUUUCCAACUUCUCUCAUUGUGAUAUUGAAGAUGUUCUGCCCUCUGUAUUAGAUCACUCCAUUGUCGUUCUCAAAAUUGAUAACUUCCUCGCUGCUAAAAGUAAUAAAAGGAAUAUUUCUGCAAAAAUUGUCUUUGACUACGAAAAAAUGUCAGAUAACAAAUGGC